AUGGCGGUUGCAGGGAUCGGUUGGUGUAUUGGAAUGGAUCUUGGUUGCUUAAUGUUGACAAAGUCGAGCCGGUCACCAAGACAUUUUUUUUACGAUGGAACCCAGUUGCGUUAUAGUGACGCAUGGCCAGCUGAGGAAACCAGCCAGCGAACCAAUGCGGGAACCAGUGACCCAACCAACCAGGGAACCAAUGCCGAAACUGACGUGGAAACCGACUGGGGAACCGACGAAGAAACCGGCGAGGGAAACAAUGAGAAAACUGAUAAGGAAACCGAAAAGGGAACCAAUGAGGGAACCAAAGAGAAAACCGGCAAGGGAACCAAAGAGGAAACCAACGAAGGGACCGGCGAGGGAAACAACGGGGAAACCGUUGAGGGAACCGGCAAGGAAACUAUUAAGAGAACCAAUGAGGAAACCGGCGAGGGAACUGUCUAG
Messenger RNA from Hibiscus syriacus, 435 nucleotides. RefSeq names its product period clock protein-like. The coding region runs from base 1 to 435 and encodes 144 amino acids. The transcript has a single exon. The record is from RefSeq and is a predicted model, not a curated record. Lineage: Eukaryota; Viridiplantae; Streptophyta; Magnoliopsida; Malvales; Malvaceae.